Molecule: messenger RNA, 1461 nt
Organism: Pseudovirgaria hyperparasitica
Lineage: Eukaryota; Fungi; Ascomycota; Dothideomycetes; Acrospermales; Acrospermaceae
Exons: 2
Coding region: 178-1296 (372 amino acids)
Molecular function (GO): zinc ion binding
Source: RefSeq, a predicted model, not a curated record
CAAGCCUUCCCAACCUCUCACUUUCACCGACGUUCCAGCCUCUCAUAAUAACAUGCAGUUCACUACACACGUCAUGCCUUCUUGUUUACCAUGGGCACAUCGAUCACCACACCCACGCUUUACUGCACUGCAACAUUCUUCCCUACAAGUUGUCCUCUAAAAACUGCAUAAGCGCCAAUGUUCACUCCACGCACUCCACGCAGAGGCAACCAAGGCAGAGGCCGCGCAAGAGGGAAAGGAGCCCGCAGCCCCGCGAAGACGCCGCUGAAGGGCAUGUUUGCAGACGGUGUGUGGCACUGCAACUGCCAUCCCAGACUCCCCGCACAGCGAUUCCAGGUGAAAAAGGAGAGCAAGAAUAAGGGUCGGUGGUUCUACACGUGCCAGAAGACGGAAGCGAAACGCUGCGAUUUCUUCCUCUGGGAAGAUGAUGCUAGGUUUCGUGAAGAAGGUGCGGUGCUGAAUAAUUCGCGCUCUGAGCCUUGGUCUGGGGUUGAUGUCACGCCCUCCAAGCCACGAUCUGUCAUUGAUAUCACGCCCUCCAAGCCUGCGCAACAGCGAACACAAUUCGAAGAUGGGGGUUUCAUACGGCGCGACAAGCGAAGUCGUGACGAGUUUGAAGAGGACGACGACGACGAGUUUGGGGAGUCGUUCGAUGCCGAAGCACUGGAAUUGAUGAAGCAAGCGGCCGAGACACCGAGCAAAUCACGCAAGGUGGAUGCGUUGGCCAUACCCAAGAGAAGGGUUCUGCCGUGGCUGAGAGACCAGGAAGGACAGAAGAGCGCUGGUGGACUACUGACACCACAGACGGAAAGGGUGGUGAAGCAAGGACUCUUCACGACACCUACCAAAGAGACCGAACGAACAGCAGCUUCUACAACAAGCACGAGAGGCUCGAUAACGCAACCACAGCUCAGACACCGCGAACCUUCACCUUCACCUUGCACGCUCAAAGCACUCGAUAGCAUGUCUACACCGGUACAGCUUACCGAAGCUAGGUCGCCGUCGAAAGAUGCCCCCGAACUGACGUCGGAUGUGCUUGAAUACCUGCGUGAGAGCAAAGUCCAGCUACCACCCCCGGUCCAAGAAGGUCUCAAGCAGCUUCUUAGUAAACACACGUUUAGAACCCAAGGCGUAAUAAAGGGUCGUGAGAUCUCAAGAUUGGCGCUCAAAGCCAAAGAUGCCAAGAUUGUAGAAUUGCAGCACCGAAUUGCGGCGCUUGAAGCAGACUUCGAGGCUGAGAGGGCGCAGAACAGAUAUCGUGAUUGGGAAGUCAAGACAAGCAGUCACAAUGACUGAUCUAUGCCUGUUGCACUACGUUGAUUAUUCUCUAACGAAAGCGACUGCUUGACCUGGCUUCCUGGGACGAGCUGGGCGUUUAGAUGUAUCUUGCUCGUGCACCGACGGUAGCAACAUCAUGUACGCCAUCAUUGAGCAGGUAACGCCACAGGAGCACUUGACAAA